AUGAAAACAGUGAUGGAUUUUUCUCCUGAAUAUAACGAUAAACUUUUUAUAGUACAAAAUGUAAAUAGUGUUAGUAAAAAUGACAUUACAGAGAAGAAAAUAAGUCACGAUUUGCAAGCUGGGAAUCGUCUGAAGAAAGUUUUAACUGAGUUUAGUAACAGUACAACUAUUCACGGAUGUCGUUUCAUUGGUGAAUCCAAUUCUUCAUCACUGAAAAGAAUCGUAUGGUUAUGUCUGAUGUUGUUAUUCUUUGGACUGCUAGUGUUCCAGAUUGUUGAUCGUAUGUUGUACUACUAUAGCUGGCCAAUGACGGUUAACAUGAAAAUGAAUUUUAACAGAACAUUAAAGUUUCCUGCAAUUACUCUGUGUAACCAGAAUGCAUUCAAAGCAAGUCUUGCUGCAGAUCUCGGCCGGUAUCGUCUAUUAGAAGCCAUGCACUCGUCUGAUGGGACAGUAAAUACUACAUUUAUAUUGAAAGAAGGAGGAAAUAUAUCACUAGAAAACCUUUACCUAUCGUCAGCUCAUCAAAAAGAAGAUUUAAUUUUUGAAUGCAUUUGGAAAGGUAAUAAGUGUGGACCAGAAGACUUUGAGAUCAGUUUGACAGACCAUGGAGUCUGUUAUACAUGGAAUAAAAAAGAUGUGUCAGUUUCAUCACCAGGUGUGGAGAAUGGUUUACGGUUAAAACUAAAUGUUGAACAGAAUGAGUAUAUGCCUGGCCCCCACAAUUCUGCCGGGCUAAAAUUCCUGUUGCAUGAUGGGGCCGAUAUCCCUAUGGUUCAUGAUUUAGGACAAGCUGUAUCAAUUGGUUCACAUGUCUUCAUUGGGGUAAAACUACUAGAGGUUAACAACUUACCCGAGCCACACGGGAAAUGCAGUGAAAGAGACCUGAAAUAUUUGGAAAGGUAUUCCAAAAUUGGUUGUAAAAUGGAUUGUUUAUCAACAUUAGCCGAAGAGACAUGUGGUUGUAGACAUAUUUAUAUGCCACAUAAACAUGGCAAACCAGAAAUCUGCGAUAUCUAUGAAUACUACACUUGCUUGGAACAACUUAUUUCUUCAUUUAUGUCACUAGCUGAACAAACAUGCAAUUGUCCAAUUCCAUGUUCAAUGCAUGAUUUUGAAACCGAUUUAUCAUAUGCAACCAUAUCAGAGUACGCUAUCGACAAAUUCUUAAACAAAAAUAACUCGGUCAGUCUCGCUAAGAAGCUGAUACAAGCUAAGGAAGUGACUUCCCGCAUGGACCAAGUAAAAUUUGAAGAGCUACACGAAGUCGCAGAAAAUUUUGAUGAAAAAUUUGAAGAAAUAGAAUCUUUAUUUGAAAAUGAACUGCAUAAUGCUAUUCACACUUUGGAACAUUCAUUGGAAGAAGAGUCCGAUCAUAUCACAUCGGUCUGUGAAUGGAAAUUGUUUGUAUAUGAAUAUCAAGAGUAUGUUGUACUUAAAAGUUUCGUCCGAUAUAGGGAUGCAUUUGAAGAACGUCAUGCCCAUAUUGUUGCCUUAGGAUACAAAGAGUAUAUUCUAUCAAUUGAGCAUAAAAUAAAAUAUCUUCAAAAUCUUGAUAUGUCCAAAACGUCUCUUCGAGAAAGUAUGUAUCUGGAUACAUUGAACGUCUUAGAUAACAGGAUAGAAAUAAUCCGAAGGACUAUUUCGAACUAUACAAGACUGAUCACAGGCUACGACACUGGUAUACAGAUUUUUAGUUAUAAAUACAAGAAUUUACCAAAGAAGGAUAACGCGUAUGUCAUUCCCAAACAUUUAAUGAAAGAGUCGUUGAUUCUGAGCAAUGAAACGUCAGGUAAUGUCGAAAUGUAUAAAACGCACCUUUUUGAGACGAUCGAAAUUUUAAACAGUCUUAAAAGAUUAAACAAUGAGUCUUUUUUUCAUAGUACCGUUAACGCUUCUGAAUUAGAAACAUAUGUACAAUCAUUUCAAACAGCUAUAGAAAAUUGGUUAAAUGCUCGACAGUUUGUAUAUAAUGAAGUUAUAGAAAACCCCUUGAAUGUAUUGAAAAGUAGGAAAGAUGAAUUUGAAAGAAGUUGCUAUAGAUUAAAAGAUGUCAUUGUAUCAGCAACGACGAAUAUUGAAUCAAUUGACACAAAGAUAGAAACAGUCGAAGAAACACUAUUUGAACCGAUUCACGUGGGUCAUGACUUAGUCCACGAAUAUCUGCACGAUGGAAACGGUUUAAAGUAUAAAAUCGCCGAAAAUUUCACUUCAGGUGACAUGUUACAAGGGACAUCAAAUUUACAAACUUUGCUGCUCGAACUUUUAACAGAAGAAUCUGCAUUGAGAAAUAUUUUGGUGGAAAUGAAAUCCCUAGCUAUUCAGAUUUAUAAAACUGUUAUAGAAGAUGAAGAUUCAUUUACUUACUAUAAUUACACAGGCAAUGUCCAGUUUUUGCAAAAUUUCACUGACGUUCUAAUAGAAAUUGAGAAGAACUACACCGAAUAUAUUGAAACAGUAAAUUUUUACGGCAUAGUAGGAGAAAAAGGACUUGAAUUUGUAAAGUCAACUGAUGAUGUCAUUGCAUAUUUCCAAGAAUAUUUAAGCACAUUAAAAUUAGAUGCACAGUACAUCAGGGAGAACUUUGCUCAAAUCGACGUAUUCUACAGACAAAUGAACUAUCAAGAAAUUACUCAACAAGUGGCUUUCGAUACAUUUUCACUGUUCUGUGAUAUUGGAGGUUCAAUGGGAUUGUUUCUUGGCGCUAGUUUAUUGUCACUUUGUGAAUUAUUGGACUUGAUCUGGAUUAACGUGUUCAAGACCAGAAAGGUAAAUUCAAAGGAAAUACUGGUUGCAGAAUGUGACAAAUUACACCAAACAGACAGUACUACAUCAUAAGAUAUAUCUGGGCAAUAUGGGAAAUGAAUUAGAUUAAUCAUUACUUUAACAAUACCGUGUUCAUGGUGAUUUUAGUUUUUAUCACGUAAUCUUAGUGUUUGAAUUUUAUUUGUAAAUAAAUAAUAUGCUUUA
Molecule: messenger RNA, 2970 nt
Organism: Mytilus trossulus (common blue mussel)
Lineage: Eukaryota; Metazoa; Mollusca; Bivalvia; Mytilida; Mytilidae
Exons: 10
Coding region: 1-2838 (945 amino acids)
Biological process (GO): sodium ion transmembrane transport
Cellular component (GO): plasma membrane
Molecular function (GO): ligand-gated sodium channel activity
Source: RefSeq, a predicted model, not a curated record